Linum tenue is the source of this 1248-nucleotide messenger RNA. The record is from the annotation of a GenBank genome assembly. NCBI's taxonomy places the organism in Eukaryota, Viridiplantae, Streptophyta, Magnoliopsida, Malpighiales, Linaceae.
AUGGUCGACGUCGACCGACGAAUGACCGGCCUCAACCCGGCCCACAUCGCCGGGCUCCGCCGCCUCUCCGCCCGCGCCGCCGCUUCCUCCACCGCCAACUCCGGCGUCCCCCUCCCCGUCCGCAACGGCCUCCUCUCCUUCACCUCCCUCGCCGACAAAGUCAUCACCCACCUCCGCAGCUCCGGGAUCCAGGUCCAGCCGGGUCUAUCCGACCCGGAGUUCGCCCGCGCUGAGGCCGAGUUCGGCUUCUCUUUCCCUCCCGAUCUCCGCGCCGUCCUCUCCGCCGGACUCCCCGUCGGCCCUGGAUUCCCCGAUUGGCGCUCCCAUGGAGCUCGCCUCCACCUCCGAGCCUCGCUCGACCUCCCCAUCGCUGCCAUCUCGUUCCAGAUCGCGAGGAACGAGCUUUGGUCCAGGUCGUGGGGGACCCGACCCGCCGACCCGGAGAAAGCGCUCCGGGUCGCGAGAAAUGCGCUGAAGAGGGCGCCGCUCCUGAUCCCGAUUUUCAACCACUGCUACAUCCCCUGCAACCCGUCGCUGGCUGGGAAUCCGAUCUUCUUCUUGGACGAGACCCGGAUCUUCUGCUGCGGGCUGGAUCUGUCCGAUUUCUUCGACCGAGAAUCCCUCUUUGCAGCCGGUUUUGAGUCCGAAUCCGACCCGAUUCUCCUCACCAAGCAGAGAUCUGUCAGCGAGAAGUCAGCCGGGUCCUCCUCCUCCUCGUCGUCGUCCAAUUUUUCCCGGCGGAGCCUGGACACGGGCCUCGCGAACAGAACGCCGAGAUGGGUGGAGUUCUGGAGCGACGCGGCGGUGGACCGGCGGCGGAGGAACUCUGCGUCUUCGUCCUCCUCGGACUCGUCAUCUUCGCCGGAGCGAUUCUUCGAGAUGCCGAGAUCGGAGGCGGCGCCGCGUUGGGUGGACGAGUACGUAGGCCGAAUCGGGUCGGUGUUGAGGGAAGGCGGGUGGAGCGAGUCCGACGUGGAGGAAAUCGUCCAGGUGUCCGGCUCCGGAUUCUUCGAAGGGGAGAUGGUGUUGCUAGACAACCAGGCCGUGCUGGACGCGCUGCUGGUGAAAGCGGAUCGGUUCUCAGAUUCGCUCCGGAAAGCAGGGUGGAGCUCCGAGGAAGUCUCCGACGCGCUGGGGUUCGAUCGCCGACCGGAAAAGGAGAGGAGGAAGAUGCCGGAGAAGAAACUGUCGCCGGAGCUCGUGGAGAAGAUCGGGAAACUGGCCGAGUCGGUUUCCCGGUCGUCGUAA